AUGUACAUACACAGAAAUACACACGCACAGACACAUGUACAUACAUACACAGACACAUGUACACACAGACACAUGUACGUACAUACACACAUGUACAUGUGCACACACACAGACACAUGUACACACACACAUACAUGCAGACACAUGUACAGAUACACACAUGUAUAUACACACAUGUGUACAUACACACAGACACAUGUACAUGCAUACACAGACACACACACACACACGUACACACACAGACACACACACACCCAUACAAAGUUGCAAUACUUCGUUGUUCACUCACAGAACCGGGUACUGCACUCUAGGGGGAGGCAGAGAGCACAGCACACACUCCUUCCUUUGCUUUCACUGCGCUCAGCUAUUGAGCAGUCUGACGGCUCCCAGUGCCAAUGAUAGAUCCGGCCUGAGCUCCGAGCCUGCUCAGCAAGACGGCCCUGGGGGACACACUCGCCCCCACCAUAAUUUCCACUUGUCAUUGGUGAGCAGGUGAGUGGAAAUUUCAAGGCCUGCUUUAGCGG
Messenger RNA from Staurois parvus, 524 nucleotides. Lineage: Eukaryota; Metazoa; Chordata; Amphibia; Anura; Ranidae. The record is from the annotation of a GenBank genome assembly.